Molecule: messenger RNA, 1336 nt
Organism: Nicotiana tabacum (common tobacco)
Lineage: Eukaryota; Viridiplantae; Streptophyta; Magnoliopsida; Solanales; Solanaceae
Source: RefSeq, a predicted model, not a curated record
AGCAUCGCUAUAAGCUAUCUGGUAACGGGAUGAAGUGCAAAUAGCAAAGAGAACUAAAGAUGCAGAUCUUCGUGAAAACCUUAACAGGGAAGACCAUAACCCUAGAGGUCGAAUCGAGUGACACCAUUGACAAUGUCAAGGCUAAGAUUCAGGAUAAGGAAGGGAUUCCACCGGACCAGCAACGUCUGAUAUUUGCUGGUAAGCAGCUUGAAGAUGGCCGUACGCUUGCAGAUUAUAAUAUCCAAAAAGAGUCCACUUUGCAUCUUGUGCUGAGGCUUCGAGGUGGGAUUAUUGAACCGUCUCUUAUGGCUUUGGCCCGGAAGUACAACCAGGAUAAGAUGAUCUGCCGCAAGUAAGUUCUCCUGAACAAAAAAAGACUUGAUUUCACGUGUUAUGUUUACUUUUGGAACGAUAUUGGCCUGAUUUCAUGAGAAUUGGAUAUAGGGGAUUCAUAUAGUCUGUUCCACUAGAUCCGAAAAAUAAUUUAUCUCAGAAAUGUCAAAGCUCUAAGAUGGCCGGUUCAAAAAUGUUUUUGUGGUGACAUACGAUUAUUUUCGUGUGAGCUCAAGCUUGUAGAUGGCAUUUCGUUUUCUUGUUAUCACUUGUAACACAUGGUGAUUGUCUUUCACCUCUAUCUUUCACCUCUAUGAUGUUAUGGUGAAGUUGCAUCUUGCACAAGAAAAUUAAUAUCUUUUCGCUGCUGCUUUUAUUCUAAUUUGCGUGCCCCAGAGCAUUGUACUUAGCUAAGAAAUUAAGAUAAUUUACAAAGUUAUGUGAUGUGGACCGAAGAAGAAACUAGAAAGUGAUGAUGCUUUGAGGGCAUGGCAGAGAUAGAAACCUGCCAAAUACUACCUUAUCAACCACCUACAGAUUCCUUAGUAUAGCUCUCUGAUGUCCUUGUUUGCUUUUUGAUCUACUUUUGUGUGUACUAUUUUGGUAGACAUGAUUGGAAGCUAUCCUGGCCGAGGUAGUGGCUUGAAUAUGGCAUGCAUGACAUCUUCUGCUUGUUCUGAGUGACUAUCGAACAUAUCAGUUUUUCUCAUUGUCAUCUCAUGAGGAAGUUGUAUGAUAAUUGCACGACUAAACAAACUUUUGGUGCUAAAAUGAAGUCUUUUCCUUUAAAUUAUUUUUGGGCUCUCUCACUGAUCCACACGCUAUGAUGUUGCAUUCUGCUGGGUUAAGUUGCGUGACUAACAAGUUGUCUAUUUAUUCUUUCUUUGAUACGCUCUAUGAUUUUGCCUUUUAUUGGGUUAAGUUGUGUGACUAACGAGUUGUGAUCUUUUUAUUCUUUCUUUGAUGCUCUUGGGUGUAUUUAUGUGUUUUCUUUUGCUGCAGA